AUGCUGCAUUGUGUUGCAAUACAUUAUUUAUAUACAGAUGAAAUAGAUCCCAUAGGAGAAGACCAGUUUCUGGUAGAGAGUCAGGUUCCUGAGAGCUCACAAGUUUAUUGUGUCCGUUUUUCAGCACCUGACUUUCCAGUACCAUCCUGUGACUGUGAGGACUGGACCAAACAUCAUUUGCCUUGUAAACACUUUUUUGCAGUCAUUAGAAAUGUUUCUGGUUGGCAUUGGGAGAAACUACCCGUAGAGUACAGGAACAAUCCCUUCCUGACAUUAGAUGAGAGCGUUCUUUGCGAGUUCAGUUCAACAUCUAAUGACACUCAUACCGAUUGCAAAGAAGAACAAGAGUCAAGAAGAGAGACCAAUACAGACAGCAACAUACAAGAAAUUCUUUUAUCAUCAAAAUCUAGAAUUUCUAAAAUUAGAUCCAGCAUCAACAGCUACUGUCAGAUGAUUAGGGACUAUUCUUACUCUUGUAAAGACGAAGAAAUUUUGCAAACCCUCAAUUCCAAAUUGCAGGAUACAUUAGAUAGUUUUACAACUAGUCUCAGUGAAACUAACAUACUCCUUGUAGAUCAUCCAAAGAAACAAAUGACCCACAUCGCAACAACACCACCAAAACGAGUAAAUAGGCUUUCCCUUUCAAAGAGAAGAAACAAAGGAGUUGGGAGACAUGGUUCAUCUGCUGAGAGUAUGCGAAAGCAUACAUCCAAGGGUGUACAUGACCUAUUAACACAUGUUAAUGAGAGCAAUGUGGUGGCAGAGAUCAUUACCAUUGAAGAUCAUCAACAUCCACAUUUAGAAACAAAUGGAAGGAAGGGUAUAUUAAAGAAAACACACGAAUGUAUAAAACAGGUGAAGAAGGUACAUUUUCCAGAUACUGGUACCAUGCCUCAAACAGUUACAAAAUAUCAAGAAAUGGAUUAUAAGGAAGCUUUCGAGGAAGUGAACAAAAUUUGGAGUAUGGAAAAAAGCACAGGGUUUUUUAUUGGAAGAGUAAGCAAUUUCAACAUCACAGAUGAGGACAUAAGGUCCCUAAAUGGUACAAACUGGGUGACUGAUCAGGUUAUUGAUGCAUAUUUAGCUGCCAUUGUUCAAAAAGAAAUUGAGAAAGGCAACAAGGUUGCUCUAUAUCCAUCACAAACUAUGACUCAGAUAAUGGAAGGAACUUUUUCAGUCAGAAAGAGUCGCAGGAAGUUGAAGUUAUAUGAGUGCUCUGCAAUAAUUGGAGCUAUCUAUAAAAAUCGUCAUUGGACUCUUGUGAUUGUUGAUCCUUUGAAGGGUGUCAUACAUUACUUUAAUCCCCUGAAAGAGACCCGAAUACAACUUGAAGAAAUAAAGAGAAACUGGUGUUUGUUCACCGGUGAGAGGAUGCUUACAUACAAUGAAGUGGAGACAAGGAAUUGGGCUGUUCUCACAAGAGAACACUCUAAACAGAGAGACAGUUUCAAUUGUGGCGUGUAUUGUUUGAUAUUUGCUGAACAGUAUUUCAACCAGCAACCCAUUGACAAUGCUUCAAAUGCAGACCUAAAGAGAGCAAGGGAAAAAAUAGCAAGUUCUCUAAUGAUGUACAAUGUUUACAGCACAGACCGCUGUCCUUGUUGUGGAUUUCUGACAUAUGCAGAAGAAACAGUAAGCUAUUAA
Messenger RNA from Saccostrea echinata, 1644 nucleotides. RefSeq lists its product as uncharacterized. Gene Ontology annotation, biological process: proteolysis. The coding region runs from base 1 to 1644 and encodes 547 amino acids. Gene Ontology annotation, molecular function: cysteine-type peptidase activity; zinc ion binding. The record is from RefSeq and is a predicted model, not a curated record. The transcript is spliced from 11 exons. NCBI's taxonomy places the organism in Eukaryota, Metazoa, Mollusca, Bivalvia, Ostreida, Ostreidae.